Messenger RNA from Ilyonectria robusta, 1287 nucleotides. RefSeq lists its product as uncharacterized. The record is from RefSeq and is a predicted model, not a curated record. The coding region runs from base 1 to 1287 and encodes 428 amino acids. Lineage: Eukaryota; Fungi; Ascomycota; Sordariomycetes; Hypocreales; Nectriaceae. The transcript is spliced from 2 exons.
AUGGAUCCUUUGAGUACCACCCUCUCCGGAGUCACAGCUGCGAUUCAAGCAACCAAGUUACUCAAAAACACCGUCACUCGUUUCAAAGAUCGCGACAAGACCCUUGCUAGGUUACAGGAUGUGGUUGAGGAUCUGAGCAACAUUUUGGAUGUACUGAGAGGAACUGUUGAUUCCGGAGUGUCAACAGCUCUUCUGGAAGGCCCUGUCAGUCGAUGCAACCAAGUAUGCCGCGAUUUUGCUACCGCCAUGCAAGCCUUUGGCGGGAAAUCCAAGAUGGGCUUUCGAGAUUGGACCAAGAUGGAGUUUAUGAAGGGCGAUAUCAACGAGUUCAUGGAUACUCUGGCAGGAUAUAAAGCAACAAUCUCGGUGGGCCUGGGUACUAUCACCAUGCAAACAUCUCGACUCUCCCAUAAAGUGCUCGAGGAGUAUAACGAGAUUAUCCAAGAUACAAUAUACAAUCUUGAGGUUCAUCUACGGCGCAUUGACGAGAAAUUGGCGCUUUUUUUUGCCGAAAGCCGGGAAAGCGCCGGUACCUCGGGUACAAACGUGAACCUGAGAGAUGAGAGAGCAGUGACGGAGCAAUGCCUCCGCAUUUGUCAAGAUGCUAGGUCUUACGUCGAGUCUUUGGCAGAUCAGGGAGAAUCUCUGAAGCACCAGUCAUCCCCCGCAUCCGCUGAUGACCGCCAGAGCCCAUUUGAGGCACAGCUGCUUACACGCAGAGCCUUGGACGAGAAUCGAGACACCCUUUCUCAAACCAUCGGCCGUAUUCAGGAACGCUUGACGUCCAUGGCGACAAGUGGGACACCCGAGAGUGACCGUGGGUUUCUACAAUUGCAGGGAGAAUUGAAAACCUCGAAACAGUGUCUAGCAUUGUGCAAAAUGGCAUCUGAUCAGGUUGCGCACCAAAAGGUAUACAGGGUUGGGGAGUUGGUUGCCGACGGUGACAGCGACCAGGUGGUGAUCACGACUCUAGCGGACCUCUUCGAUGUUGGGAAAGCAUCAUCAACAAACGGAUCAGCGCAGUGGAUAGGGUCCUUUUCAGACGAAACAGUUCGACACGUAUCUACAGAUCGGUACAGCAGUCGUUUUGGCGCCUUGGUUACUAGCGGGGUUGGCGAUAGCAUCAUGCGUUCGACAUCGAACAGUCGUGGAGACAACAGUAGCCUGGCGCGGGGAGCAGGGAGGGCGGGGCAGCCAGCGCCGCUAGAUACAGUACAGAGGAGACCGUCUCCAAAUGAGAUGAGAAAACGGGCAACGGAAGCCGAUAGUGAGAAGGAAUGCCAGUAG